CCCUUUCCUUUACCCAUGGCCCCCCUGGUCCCCCCAAAUCUCCGUGUCCCCCCAGUUCUCCACUCCAUGCGUUACCUGAAGGUGGCAGUUACAGAGCCCAGCCCGGGGAUCCCUCAAUACAUGUCCCUGGGAUACGUGGAUGGGAUCCCCAUCACACGCUAUGACAGCGAGUGGCGCCGGACGGAGCCGCAGACGCCGUGGAUGGCGACUGGACUUGAGCCAGAAUAUUGGGAUGGAGAGACCCAGACUGGCGAGAGGAACCAACUUGUGGCUGCUGCUGACCUGGAGACAGUGGGGGCCCGGUACAACUGGAGUGGGGGUCUCCAUACAUGGCAGCGGCUUUCUGGCUGUGACCUCCUGUCCGACGGGAGUGUUCGCAGAACCCUUCGGUACGGCUACGACGGGCAGGAUUUCCUCUCCUUUUCCCUGGAGAGCGGGACCUUCGUGGCAGCUGAUGGAGCUGCCCAGAUCACCCAGAGGAAAUGGAAAUCCGAAGGAUACGAGGCUCUUCAGCACGACUUGGGACUGAGAUGUGCGGAAUGGCUCCAGAAAUAUGUUGGAUACGGGCAGGAGGCACUGGAGCACAAAGAGCCCCCUGAUGUCCACGUGUCUGGGAAAGAGGAACACGGGAUCCUGACGUUGUCCUGCCACGCGUACGGAUUCUACCCCGGGAUCAUCGGGAUCAACUGGAUGAAGGGGGAUGAAAUCCGGGAUCAGGAGACGGAGUGGGGCGGGAUCGUUCCCAACAGCGACGGCACCUUCCACAGCUGGGCCAGGAUCGAGGCGCUGCCGGGGGAGCGGGAGCAGUACCGGUGCCGGGUGGAGCACGCCGGAAUGCCGGAGCCCGGGAUCUUCGCCUGGGAGCCAGAAUCCAUCUGGAAUUCCACCCCGGUGUUGGUCGCUGUGUCCGUCAUCGCUGCCAUCAUCGUCAUCAUCGGCCUCGUCGCAGUCGGUGUCUGGAAGCUCCGAGCCGGGAAGAGGGAGGGCAAUGGAUACGACCCCGCACCCACCAAAAUCACGGCCUAAGUGAUCAUGCAGCUGGAUCCGCCCCUUCCCUCUCCCUGCGGAAAGGCAGGAGCUGCUGGCAGAGCUCAUCCCGCUGCUCCCACCCAACCCGGCCCCCUGCGGCUCUUCCCAGUGGAGCAACUUCCUGCUUUUCCAUGUGUGAAACCCAGGAGCACAAUUAUUACUGAGGCUUUAAUUGUGGUGUGAAAAUCUGCUGCUUUGGGCAAUAAAUCCUGGUUCCCUCCUCUGGCA
Molecule: messenger RNA, 1257 nt
Organism: Myiozetetes cayanensis
Lineage: Eukaryota; Metazoa; Chordata; Aves; Passeriformes; Tyrannidae
Product: class I histocompatibility antigen, F10 alpha chain-like
Exons: 6
Coding region: 16-1026 (336 amino acids)
Biological process (GO): immune response
Cellular component (GO): external side of plasma membrane
Source: RefSeq, a predicted model, not a curated record